CUCUUAUAGUUUCAAACACAAAAAACUAUUUCAAUAUUCAAAAGACCUGUGAUAAAAUGGCUUACAAAGCUUCCUUUUUCCUUGCACUAAUUCUCAUCAACAAUAUGCUGCUUAACACUACUUGCCAAGCACACAAUAUUAUUCUGAAAAACUCAAACACCGAUGAUAAGAAAGAGCCUCAGUGGUUUUUCCAUUUUGAUGGGAUUCCAGGCUUCGGGCGAAUGUUGCCACCUUGGUUUGGUUAUACACCUCAAACUCCACCAAAUGGCGCCGGCGCAGAAUCAGGACCAGGAUUAGCACCAGCUGGUGGAAGCUAUGUUCCAGGUGGUGACGACACCUUUGUGCCAAAUCCUGGUGUCGAGGUUCCAAAUCCUGGCAGUGGUGGCGCAGUUCCACUUCCAGCAACAGUUCAUCCUUGAAUUUGCUCAAUUAUGAACCAUCAUACAUUAUUCAUACAAUGAGAAGCAUUGCUACGAGAUAAUUGUUUACCCGAAACAAUUA
Molecule: messenger RNA, 501 nt
Organism: Trifolium pratense (red clover)
Lineage: Eukaryota; Viridiplantae; Streptophyta; Magnoliopsida; Fabales; Fabaceae
Product: putative cell wall protein
Exons: 1
Coding region: 57-419 (120 amino acids)
Source: RefSeq, a predicted model, not a curated record